AAAAAAAAUUGUUUGAGGGUGGGGUGGGGAGGGGUCGUGCGCCCCUCGCCGUCCCCUUACGAGCGCGUUAUGCGGUGGGCGAUUUAAAAACAACCCCACCCCCACCCCCUCUCCCCUUUCUCUUGCUGAGCCCCAACGCAAUUCCCUCCGAGGUCCAGCAACACGCGCCAAUCAUGACGGAAGUCAUGUCGGGACCUCUAGACCGGUUCCCAAAAUCAGGUAUCGAUGGCGUCUAUGACGAGAAGUGCAGCAUAAAAUCCGAUGUGGAGAUGUCGGAAGAAGAGAGGAGAACCAGGAUUGGGUCUCUAAAGAAGGCGGCGAUCAAUGCCUCUGCAAAGUUCAGGAACUCUCUGACGAAGAGGGGGCGGCGGAGCAGCAAGGUCAUGUCCGUCUCAAUUGAGGACGUGCGUGACGCCGAGGAGAUGCAGGCCGUCGACGCCUUCCGCCAGAUCCUCAUCCUCGAGGAGUUGCUCCCCUCGAGACACGAUGACUACCACAUGAUGCUGAGGUUUUUGAAGGCCAGGAAGUUUGAUAUCGAGAAAACAAAGCAAAUGUGGGCUGACAUGCUCCAGUGGAGGAAAGAAUUUGGCGCCGACACGAUUUUGGAGGAUUUUGAGUUCAAUGAGAUCAAUGAAGUCUUGGAACACUAUCCACAAGGCCAUCAUGGAGUAGAUAAAGAAGGCAGGCCGGUCUACAUCGAGAGGCUAGGGCAAAUCGACACCAAUAAGCUGAUGCAGGUUACCACCAUGGAUCGCUACGUUAAGUACCACGUGAAGGAGUUCGAGAGGAGCUUCGCGGUUAAAUUCCCCGCUUGCUCGAUUGCGGCGAAACGGCACAUCGAUCAAAGCACGACUAUUCUUGACGUCCAAGGAGUGGGCUAUAAACAAUUCAACAAGGCUGCUAGAGAACUAAUCGGCCGGCUUCAAAAAAUCGACGGGGAUAACUAUCCCGAGACAUUGUGUCGCAUGUUCAUCGUCAAUGCAGGUCAGGGGUUCAGACUGCUAUGGAACACCGUAAAGACCUUCCUUGACCCAAAAACCACAGCGAAGAUUCACGUUCUGGGUAAUAAAUACCAGAGCAAGCUGCUUGAAGUGAUUGACGCAAGUGAAUUGCCAGAGUUCCUUGGUGGCACUUGCAACUGUGAAGGUGGCUGUCUUCGAUCCGAUAAGGGGCCAUGGAAGGAUCCAGAAGUCCUCAAAAUGGUUCAAAAUGGUGUUGGAUGUUGCGGAAAGACAAACCCGAAUCCUUUUGGGGCAGAGGAGAAAACAAUUUCUGAGGAUGACAUUUUCUACCCGAAGAAGCAAGACUCCUUCCGCGGCGAGAAUAUUAAGGUUGCAGAUGAAUUGCAGUCGGUCUCAUGCAAACUGAACCGAGGCAUGAUCGAGCAUCCGCAGUUGUCGCCGGUCCAUGAGGCAUUGAGCUUUCCUGAAUACCAAGUUCCGAUUGUUGAGGAGAACUUCCCCACUCCGUGUUCCUACAAUGAUUAUAUUCCGAUGGUCGACAAGGCUGUCGAUGCCGCCUGGAACAAGGAACUACUAAAUGAGAAGCUCGCCAUAUCGAAAGGCUCCUACGCUAUGUCAGAUGUCGAGAAGGUGUCGGAUGGGUUCAGCAACAAUAUCUUUGGUGGGGUUGUGGCUCUUGUGAUGGGUGCCGUCACAAUGUGGCGUGUGAGCCGAAACAUGCCCAAAAAAGUGGUUGAUGCGGCGAUCGACUGCUCGGGCGCUGUGUAUGGCACAGAGACUAUGGCCAAAGGGCAAAUGAAGCAACGCCAACUGGCAGCAGCCCCCGCUCCGACUGUCUCGGCUGCGGAGUACUCCUUUGCCAUUAAGCGGCUCGCUGAAAUGGAGGAGAAGGUGAUCGCUCUCAGCAAGCCGGCAGAGAUGCCGUCAGAAAAGGAGGAGAUGCUGAAUGCCGCCGUGAGCCGCGUCGAAGCACUAGAAUCUGAGCUUGCUGCUACCAAGAAGGCCCUCGAGGACGCUCUUGCGCGACAAGAGGAAAUUUUGGCUUACAUUGACAAGAAGAAGAAGAAGAGCAAGUUGAACCCCUUCCGCUGGUGAUUGUUCGGCGAAGGACAUUUGUGUGUAUAAAAAUAAGUUUGUGAAAUUUGAUGAGAUUGUCUCAAUGUUUCGGCUAUUCGGCUAAUACCCAUUGUGUGUAACCCCAUAUAUAUGUUUGUAUUUGGUAAACUAAUCCAAGAUUUCAUUUGAGUUCGAAACUUUGCGGAUUCUCUUAAACUUUGUUGGUAUUGAUGAACUAAAUACAAGUACUUUUUAUGUGUAUUAAUA
This is a messenger RNA of Ananas comosus (pineapple), 2285 nucleotides long. Its product is annotated as phosphatidylinositol/phosphatidylcholine transfer protein SFH1-like. NCBI's taxonomy places the organism in Eukaryota, Viridiplantae, Streptophyta, Magnoliopsida, Poales, Bromeliaceae. The record is from RefSeq and is a predicted model, not a curated record. The transcript has 15 exons. The coding region runs from base 174 to 2057 and encodes 627 amino acids.